AUGGAUUACCUGGAGUUGACGUCUCCAAGCUAUCAAUUACGAAAAAUCCCUCCCCCAGCAAACUCACUCCCCCAGAAAAACUCGUUUUCGGGUCGACAUUCACUGGCAAACCACAUGCUUAUGGUAAAAUGGAAUACCAAGGAUGGCUGGUUGUCUCCAAGCAUCGUUCCCUUUCAAAACCUCAGUCUCAAUCCUGCGACCUGCGUUUUCCAUUACGCGUUUGAGUGUUUUGAGGGAAUGAAGGCAUACAAAGACAAGGAUGGUGGCAUCCGGUUAUUCAGACCAGAUAUGAAUAUGGCACGAUUAAAUAGAUCAUCGAAGCGUAUCGCGCUUCCAACACUCGAUGAAGAUGCUGCGAUAAAGCUCAUCAGUGAGCUUGUUAAAUUAGACAGCAGAUUUAUCCCCCAAACUCGUGGUUAUUCGUUGUAUCUAAGACCCACAAUGAUUGGUACGCAGGAGACGUUGGGUGUUAGCGCUCCUUCCUCUGCCCUGCUCUUCGUCAUUGCUAGCCCUGUUGGUCCUUACUACCCAACCGGCUUCAAGGCUAUUUCUCUAGAGGCAACAGAUUACGCGGUUCGUGCAUGGCCUGGCGGAGUCGGGGACAAAAAGCUGGGUGCAAAUUAUGCUCCAUGCAUUGUCCCUCAGACCGAAGCGGCAAAGAAAGGCCACCAACAGAAUCUGUGGCUAUUCGGAGAAGAGGAGUACGUCACGGAGGUUGGGACCAUGAAUCUUUUUGUUGCGUUAAAAAACAAAGAAACUAGGCAAAAUGAACUCAUCACGGCUCCGCUGGAUGGAACGAUUUUGGAGGGAGUCACCAGAGAUUCAGUCCUCACUCUUGCCCGGGAGAGACUGGGCCCCAGAGGUUGGACGAUAUCAGAGCGUAAGUUGACAAUGUCGGAAAUUGCCCAAGCUGCUGAUGAGGGUAGGAUGAUCGAGGUAUUCGGAGCAGGGACUGCGGCGAUUGUUAGUCCCGUCCGCACCAUCAGCUGGAAAGGACGUACGGUGGAUUGUGGUUUGAAAGAAAAUGAAGAAGCCGGAAAAGUAGCUCUCGAGAUGAAGAACUGGAUUGAAGGGAUUCAGUAUGGAGACGAAAAACAUAGUUGGAGGAAGGUCCCAAACGAAUGUUCCAUCAGUCUGCAGAAUCCAAUGCAUGGGCCCAGAGUGUCCAUCUGUUCGCAGUUCGCGACGAGCCACAACAAGGUCAAGGGUCAAUGGUCACAGAGGAUGGAAUCGUGGAACUAA
This is a messenger RNA of Histoplasma capsulatum G186AR, 1242 nucleotides long. Its product is annotated as branched-chain amino acid aminotransferase. NCBI's taxonomy places the organism in Eukaryota, Fungi, Ascomycota, Eurotiomycetes, Onygenales, Ajellomycetaceae. Gene Ontology annotation, biological process: L-leucine biosynthetic process; L-valine biosynthetic process. Gene Ontology annotation, molecular function: branched-chain-amino-acid:2-oxoglutarate transaminase activity. The record is from RefSeq and is a predicted model, not a curated record. The transcript is spliced from 6 exons. The coding region runs from base 1 to 1242 and encodes 413 amino acids. Gene Ontology annotation, cellular component: mitochondrion.